Molecule: messenger RNA, 1883 nt
Organism: Vespula pensylvanica (western yellowjacket)
Lineage: Eukaryota; Metazoa; Arthropoda; Insecta; Hymenoptera; Vespidae
Product: fructose-bisphosphate aldolase 5, cytosolic-like
Exons: 6
Coding region: 1-1101 (366 amino acids)
Biological process (GO): fructose 1,6-bisphosphate metabolic process; glycolytic process
Cellular component (GO): cytosol
Molecular function (GO): fructose-bisphosphate aldolase activity
Source: RefSeq, a predicted model, not a curated record
AUGACGUCGUCAUCACCAAGAUGUUUCUGUAAGGACAAAGUGAAAGGAAAAUUUGUCGAUCUCGAUAUAGCACCGUCUCUCGAAUUACAAAAAAUCGUUGAAACACUUAGUGCUCCUGGAAAAGGUUUAUUAGCUAGUGACGAAUCACCUACGAGUUUAAACGAUAGAUUUGCAGAAAUUGGAAUAGAAAAUACAGAAAAUACCCGACGAGAUUAUCGACAGAUGUUAUUCUCUGCUAAUAAGUGCGAAUUAAUGAAAUACAUAAGCGGUGUUAUCUUACAUAAUGAAACACUUUAUCAAAAAACAACCGAUGGCGUCAAUUUCGCCGAGUUUCUUCAACAGAGAAAUAUCGUACCAGGUAUUAAAGUUGACAAAGGUCUGAUUAACCUUUCUGGUACAGAAAAUGAGUCGAUGACAGAAGGCUUGGAUAAUUUAAAGGAAAAAUGUAUGCAAUACAAACGAGAAGGUUGUCACUUUACCAAGUGGAGAUGCGUUUAUUCAAUUUCAGAGACGAAACCGAGUCAAUUGCUUAUGUCGAUAAAUGCGAGCACGCUUGCAAGGUAUGCAACUAUAUGUCAAAGUGCUCGUUUGGUACCAAUAGUGGAACCAGAAAUAUUAUCUGUUGGAGAACAUAACAUAGAAAAAGCUUUACAAAUUCAUGAAGAAGUAUUGUCCAUUGUGUUUAGAGCUUUAAACGAACACAGAGUUUAUCUGGAAGGUAUGAUUCUUAAGCCUGCAAUGGUAUUACCGGGUGUUAGAAGUCCAAACUACACGCCGCAAAUCGUAGCUGAUUACACUUUGAAAGCGUUACAAAGGACGGUGCCUCCGGCCGUACCAACGAUUUUAUUUUUAAGCGGUGGACAAACCGACGAAGAUGCGAUAUUAAAUUUGAACGCGAUAAAUACGUCUGAAGGAAAAAAACCAUGGACUUUGAGUUUCUGUUAUGGUCGCUGCUUACAAAACGAAGCUAUGAAAAUUUGGAAAGGAAAUGCAGCGAACGUAGAAGCAGCUCAAUCAGUAUUUCUGAAAAAAGCUAAGUUAUGCUCCGAUGCAUCACUUGGAAAAAUCAACGUAGAAAAAAUGAAUAUAGAAAAUAUUUAAUAUUUACGAAUAAUCGAAGAUGAUUAUAUUGACGAAAACAUAUAUUGACGAAAUUGCAAGACCGAUUAAAUUAAACGAUUAGGCGAGUGCAAUUUUAUCAUUUUAUUUUUCCUACAGUAUAAUCAAAAAUAUAUUAUAUUUAUCUAUUAAACAAGAAAAACAGUGAACGGUUAUCGGAAUGACCUGCCUUUUGAUACGAAAUCUGGACUCAUUAACGUAAAAAAUUAGAAUAAAAAUAUUGCGUGUUUAGGUUCUCAACGUGAAUGUACGUCACUUUAUACGUUGAAAUCUAUGAGGAUAUACAUAAGAAAUCUUGCAUAAGAGUACAUUAGCUUUAACAGUGAAAAAAAUGUAUAAAACUUCAAGCUAGAAUGUCGAAAGAAGGUGCCCUUGGUUGACCUCUAAAGCGAAGGUUCUCAAUCAAACGUAAAUGCGUACAUGCAUGAUUCGUUCGGAUAUAUGCUACGUGCCAGCUGAAUCGUAUUACACAUAACGGACUACAUAUUACUCUUUUACUGGUCAAUAUGUCGUCACUUCCACGGAAUUCCACCAAUGAACGCUUACCAGUGUUCUCUCGAAUGAAACCGAUUACCACGUGGUGCAAUCCAGUGACGUAGCAAUCUGGAAUUUCAAAAGAAUAUGGUCAUUCUUUUUCAUUGAAAACGAACAACAAAUUUAUCAAAAAUAUGUAAUGUAGAUUUAUUUUAAACAUUUAUUUCAUAUAUAGUUUUCAAAAGUAACACUUCCGCAUACUAUUAUCAUACUCUUAAAUCUCUUUUUUU